Molecule: messenger RNA, 2209 nt
Organism: Erythranthe guttata (spotted monkey flower)
Lineage: Eukaryota; Viridiplantae; Streptophyta; Magnoliopsida; Lamiales; Phrymaceae
Source: RefSeq, a predicted model, not a curated record
GUUUUUGCAGAUUUCCCUAAUACACCCCUUUCAAAAUCCAGAAAAGACAAUUAGGUCCUCAUUUGAUCCAGUGUGCCCUAAUCUUUCGUCAGAAUCCCCCAAUUGAGUUUCUCACUCUCCGACCGAUCACCCCCGGUGAAAAUCUCCGGUUAGUUCAUCUUAGCUUCCCAAUUCGUUGGUUGCUGGAAGUCACUCGUUUUUUGUGGGGAUCGUUCCUGUGUUAUAGUUGCGGAUUGAGUAAAGCUGAUUGGUGUUGAUGGUUGUGUUAAAUAAGUGGGACCCCGUAACUCUUCACUCCGUUGCAUGGAGGGUCACGACUUUAUAAUCGGCCAAGAGUUUCCAGAUGUUAAAGCCUUCCGUAAUGCAGUCAAAGAAACCGCAAUCGCCCAACACUUUGAGCUUCGUAUUCUCAAGAGUGAUCUCAUCAGGUACAUAGCUAAAUGCGCCGCCGAAGGCUGCCCAUGGCGCAUACGUGCAGUGAAGCUCCCGAAUGCCCCGACUUUCACAAUCAGAAGCCUCGACGGUACACACACUUGCGGUAAAAACGCACACACUGGGCACCACCAAGCUUCUGUGGACUGGAUCGUGAACUUCAUAGAGGAACGACUUCGUGAGAACGUGAAUUAUAAACCGAAAGAUAUUUUACGAGAUGUGUACGAACAGUAUGGGAUAACUAUACCGUAUAAGCAGGCUUGGCGGGCUAAGGAGCGUGGACUUCAAUCCAUAUACGGAUCUUCCGAAGAAGGGUAUUUUCUUCUUCCAUUGUACUGUGAGCAGAUAAAGAAGAACAACCCGAAAAGUAUUGCUGAGGUUUUCACCUCUGGUUCCGAUAAUCGGUUUCAGCGUGUGUUCAUUUCGUUUUACGCUUCUAUAAAAGGGUUUCUUAAUGGUUGCCUACCGAUUAUUGGACUUGGUGGAAUUCAGCUCAAGAGUAAAUACCUCGGAACUUUACUUUCGGCCACUUCUUUUGAUGGUGAUGGUGGGUUGUUUCCGCUUGCCUUUGGUGUUGUUGAUGUGGAAAGUGACGAGAGUUGGAUGUGGUUCUUGUCGGAAUUACGUAAAGCCCUCGAGAUGAAUACGGAGAUAGUGCCGCAAAUUACAUUUUUGUCCAAAUGGCAGAAUGGCGUUGGAGAUGCUGCGAAGAGAAAAUUCCCGACUUCUUGUCAUGCAGUUUGCAUGAAGCAUUUAACAGAAAGCAUUGUUAGAGAAUUUAAAAAUCCACGGCUCGUACAACUCCUUUGGAAAGCCACGUACGCCACUUCGAAUAUAGGGUUUAAAGAAAAAAUGGUCGAAAUUGAAGAAAUUUCUUCCGAAGCAAGAAAUUGGCUGCAACAAAAUUACCCACCUUCUCGUUGGGCGAUGAUGUAUUUCGAUGGGGCCCGCUUCGGUCAUCUCUCGUCAAACACCGACGAGUUCAACCAGUGGGUUCUAGAAGCUCGAGAGCUGCCUAUAACUCAAGUGAUCGAGCAAAUCCAGACUAAAUUAAUGGUGGAGUUCGAGGAGAGGCGUGCUAAAUCCAAGACAUGGUUUUCGGUUCUCACUCCAUCUGCUGAAAAACACGUGAUCGAGGCAGUAAAUCUUGCUUCGACCUAUCAGGUGCUUCGAUCGGAUGAGGUAGAGUUCGAGGUUCUUUCUGCAGAGCGGUCGGAUAUAGUCAACAUAGGAAGUAAUUCUUGUUCUUGCUGUGGUUGGGAGAUGUGUGGAUUACCAUGCUCGCAUGGUGUUGCAGCACUUUUAUUCUCGAGAAAAGAUGUUUAUGCCUUUACGGGUAAUAAGUAUUUUACUACGGCUAGUUAUUGUGCCGCGUAUGAAGAAGAAAUACAUUGUGUACCGGGUAAAACUGAGCUGAUUAAGGAAGGGGAGACAACCUUAGACGGUGAAAUAAGAUCAGUGAGGCCUCCGAAGGUGAAACGGCCACCUGGAAGGCCUGAGAAGAAACGAAUGUGCAUAGAGGAUUUUAAUCGGGAGAAGCAUACUGUGCACUGUAGCAGGUGUAAUCAGACGGGGCAUUAUAAGUCGACUUGCAAAUCGGAUGGGUGUAAGAGUGUAUUAGCUCAAAUUUAGAUGCAAGAGUUUUGUAAGUAUAUAUAUAUAUAUAUUCCCAAAGAAAUAGGUGCAAGGUGAUUCCUCCUCUCUUUUUUUUUGAACAUUUUCUCUGCUUCUGUGUUUAGUGCUAGUUUUCGUGAAUGUCGUAAAUAUUCAUGUCCUU